Molecule: messenger RNA, 1109 nt
Organism: Aedes aegypti (yellow fever mosquito)
Lineage: Eukaryota; Metazoa; Arthropoda; Insecta; Diptera; Culicidae
Exons: 3
Coding region: 132-1109 (325 amino acids)
Source: RefSeq, a predicted model, not a curated record
UUCAUUUCUUCGACGAAGCUUCACUGAUAAGUAAAACAUUUCAACUUUCAUUCGAUAACUAGUGUUUCGUAAUCAAAACUUCUGUGUGCAAUUAAGUGAAAAGUGCCUUCCUCUGGCAAAAAAAAAUAAUCAUGACUGUCGAGAACAACACAGCCUCCUCCUGGUUCCAGUGGGCCUCGGAGCAGAGCUCAUAUUGGGAAGCGGUAUCACGUGGAGGUAACCUCAGUCAUCCGAUCGGUCCACUUACGAUGCUGAAGGAUGGUACCGCGGAAAGUGAAUUGGUAUCUGUUGGAACUAUGCUCUCUUCGGCCGAACUAGGCUUACUUACCGGAGUGCUGAUGACGCUUUUCCUCCGUCACAAGUUCAACCGGAUGAAGGAAGAGUUUGUCGAGACACGCGUGUACAAAAGUGUCAAAAACCUAACGAUGAUCGACGUGCGACAUUUCCUGUUUAUUCUAAUCACAUUUAUCGAGUUUGUUGCCAUAUCACCUAUCUUGUUCUCCAUUUUCUACGGUUUCAAGUGCUACAGAUUGGUAGUAGCAUGUGUUCUGAAACGACGUUACGGGUCACAUUUCAAGGGGCUCCUAGACGGGGCAGAUGUAGUGUGGGCCAUAGAACGGGACAACUCACGUGGCAUGAUCAACAUCAUGGCUUACAUUGAAGAACCCGUUGCAUUGCAUGCGACGAAGGAAAGCUCGACAUGUGCCGAGCUGCUGCUGGUGCUACGAAAACGAAUCUCUUCCAGGCUGAUGAGAUCACGUCAAACCCAGCCGAAAAUGUUUUGGAAGCGAAAUCUGGAGCUGGGCUACUAUUGGUGGAGUGACCUUUCACAGUUGACUAUUGAGGACUACAUUCGUUAUUUGGAGUAUAUUCCUGUUGGCGAGGGUGAACAGUACAUUGAUGAGAGGAAGCUACGUGCAGUGAUGAGUGAAAUCAAUAACCGAAACCUACCUGCUGAACAUAGCUCGUCGUGGGAAAUUUUGGUCGGCAGGCAGCCACUGUUUGUUAGAGAGCGUGACAUGCUGAGAUAUCCAAUAAUCUUCCGAGUACACCACUCUCUUGGGGACGGCGUUGCCCUGCUCCGCCUGCUACUGGGAAGGAAUCGUUGA